Molecule: messenger RNA, 1515 nt
Organism: Cyphellophora europaea CBS 101466
Lineage: Eukaryota; Fungi; Ascomycota; Eurotiomycetes; Chaetothyriales; Cyphellophoraceae
Exons: 2
Coding region: 1-1515 (504 amino acids)
Molecular function (GO): monooxygenase activity; oxidoreductase activity, acting on paired donors, with incorporation or reduction of molecular oxygen; iron ion binding
Source: RefSeq, a predicted model, not a curated record
AUGGCAUUGCAAUUGUUUGCGUCAAGCCUGAGCCUGCUGCCUGUUCUUCCAGGUUUGAUAAUUGUAUUUGGGCUCUAUGCGUUGGUGCUACUAUUUGGGAACAUUUACUUGACCUUUUUUGGCCCUCUAAGCAAAUUUCCAGGUCCAACCGUCAAUGCCUUCUCCCUGGUGCCGUUCAUUCGUUCUACAUGGAAUGGUAACGAAGGCAUUGAUGUGGCUGCUCUACAUGAUAAGUAUGGACCUGUUGUUCGCAUCGGGCCGACGAUGUUGUCGUUUGUUGGUUGCCCGCAAACCUGGAAAGACAUAUACGGGUUCCAAAAGAUUGGCCGGCAACUUCCUCAUAAAGACAAGCGAUUCUAUCUUCAACCCAUCAACGGCGUACCGAGUAUUAUUACGGCUAAUGAUGCUGACCAUGCUCGACAACGCAAAAGUGUUGCCAAUGCAUUUAGCGACAAGGCAUUGAAAGAGCAGGAACCACUCUUGAAGAAAUGGGCCGAGCUUCUCCUUGUCAAGCUUAAAGAAAAAGCCGUUGCUGAAGACAAGAUCGACAUGGUGAAGAUGUUGAAUUGCACAACCUUUGACAUCAUGGCCGAUCUCACAUUUGCGGAGCCUCUGUACAUGCUCGAGAAUUCAAGCUACAGUCCCUGGGUUACAGCUAUCUUUGCGAGCUUCAAGAAGAUGGCGACCUUUCGUUGCCUCAAAAUCUACAGCACGGUUAGCAAAUAUCUUGUGGAGGACAUUUUGGGCAAGAUGCCAUCCCUGCGCGCAAAACAGAUGCGACAUUGGCGGUUCACUACGGACCGGGUCGACAAACGUCUCGCCAAUCCUCCCCGUAGACCUGACCUGUGGUCUCGUAUCCUUGAGAAAGGUGAAGAUAGGCUUUCAAGAGAUGAACAACACUCGAACGCUAGUCUCUUUAUGAUUGCCGGCACGGAGACCACAGCCACGCUGCUAAGUGGUUCCCUAUACUACUUGUCCAAAAAUCCCGAGCAAAUGGCCCGUAUCAAGACGGAGCUGAGAGACUCUUUCCAAACCUUGGACGGCUUUGGUCUCGAGUCACUGGCCCAGUGCAGAUACAUGGAAGCCGUCCUUAAGGAGACACUUCGCUUAUACCCGCCUGUCCCAGUCGGAACGCAACGACAGGUGCCGAAAGGCGGUGCAACCAUUGCUGGUCAUUUUCUGCCAGAGGGCGCCAACAUCAGCAUUCCUCAUCUCGCAACGUACCGUAACAGCUCGAUGUGGACAGACCCUGACGAAUUUGUGCCGGAGCGCUGGCUAGGUGAUGGAAGAUACGAGAAAGAUGCAAGAGCGUCCUGGGAGCCGUUCCUUGUCGGACCGAGGAAUUGCGUGGGGAAGAACCUUGCAUGGCAUGAGAUGCGUUUACUGCUCGCGACGACGUUGCUUUACUUCGACUUUGCGCUCUGCAAGGAGUCUGAGCAGUGGCAUGAUCAGAAGGUGUACACGUUGUGGGAGAAGCCGCCGCUGUGGAUGAAGUUGACUCCCGUGAAAGCCUAG